GCUGGCGCUAUUGUACCAAAGGGAGCGAGUCCUCCAGCGUCCAGUGAAGCAGCUGUUAACUUCCCCAGGACAACAGCAGUCUGUCUAAAAAAAUAAAAAAAAAAACAGCAGCUUGUCUGCUCCCAGCUGGACAGAGAUGGGCUCCAGGUUACCGCCAGCAGCGCUCUCUUUAAAGCAGUUCCUACAGAGGCAGAAGGUUCUGGGAGUUUACAGAAGCAUGCUGAGGACCAUCCGCCAAGUUCCGGGCGAGGCGGACAGGAAGUACCUGAGAGACUGGGCCAGGGAGGAAUUCAAGAGGAACAAGAACGCCACCAACCAGGAUGCAAUCCGCAUGAUGAUCACACAGGCCACCAACCACCUGGAGGAGCUGCAGAAGUCUCUGUCGCUGGCAAGAAGCUGACCUCUGCGUUCUUCAGGAGUGUUCUUUACUUUUCUUCAGUGAAGAAAAUCAGGAAUUCAGUUUGACUGACAAAGGGCCACCUAGUGGCCCUUUGUGUUCAUGACGUCCAUGUACAGGCCAGUGCAGCAUCUGCCAAUCAGGUAUUUCAUGUAAAUUAAAAAGGCAAUAAAGGAACUAUCGCACA
Messenger RNA from Gambusia affinis (western mosquitofish), 584 nucleotides. RefSeq names its product LYR motif containing 2 (gene lyrm2). Bases 137 to 400 code for a protein of 87 amino acids. The record is from RefSeq and is a predicted model, not a curated record. NCBI's taxonomy places the organism in Eukaryota, Metazoa, Chordata, Actinopteri, Cyprinodontiformes, Poeciliidae. The transcript has 3 exons. Gene Ontology annotation, cellular component: mitochondrion.